AUGGAGGAGGCCGAUUCGGCGGCGAAGCAGUUGGGUUUAGCGGAGGCGGCGGCUGUGGCGGCGGCAGCCGCAGUACGGGCGGCUGCGGACGGCCCCGAGCAGCAGCAGCAGCCUCCGCAAGCGGCGGCCGCGCAGUCGGAGGCGGCCGCGCAGGUGACGGCGGUGACGGUGAUGGCGGCGGAUACCGAACACAUCGACAUGGGGGCCGAGCCGCUGCCCAGCGCCGACGAGGCCGCCGCCACCUUCGCAGAAGUCACCACAGUGACCGUGGCCAGCGUUGGUGCCUCUGCAGACAACGUGUUCACCACGUCCGUGGCCAAUGCAGCUUCCAUUUCAGGACACGUGUUGUCUGGGAGAACAGCCCUGCAGAUUGGGGACAGCUUGAACCCUGAAAAAGCCACCCUCAUCGUGGUGCACACAGACGGCAGCAUUGUAGACACCACGGGGCUGAAGGGGCCCUCGGCACCUCUCACACCAGGACCUCAAUCUUCUCCUACCCCUCUAACAUCUGUCCAAGAGAAAACUGGAACCAAGUACAACUGGGACCCGUCUGUGUAUGAGAAUGAGCUCCCAGUGAGGUGCCGGAACAUCAGUGGCAUCCUCUAUAAGAACAGACUUGGCUCAGGAGGCCGUGGUAGGUGCAUUAAACAAGGGGACAACUGGUACAGCCCUACCGAGUUUGAAGCUAUGGCAGGACGAGCCAGCAGCAAAGACUGGAAGAGGAGCAUCCGCUAUGCUGGGAGGCCACUGCAGUGCCUUAUCCACGAUGGGAUUUUAAAUCCUCAUGCUGCCUCUUGUACUUGUGCUGCUUGCUGCGACGACAUGACUCUGAGUGGUCCUGUUCGACUCUUUGUGCCAUAUAAACGGAGGAAAAAAGAGAAUGAAAUGCCUGCAGCUCCAGCAAAGAAGGAUUGCUCCAAAAACAUCACCCUGCUCCCUGCCACAGCUGCUACUACAUUCACGGUGACUCCCUCUGGACAGAUCACGACCUCAGGAGCUCUGACCUUCGAUCGCACAUCAACAGUGGAGGCCACAGCCAUUAUCUCGGAGAGCACAUCCCAGGGGGAUGUUUUCACUGGAGCCACUGGUCACCCCUCUUACACCACAUCGGUGCCUUUGCCCGUCCCUGUGCAUCAAUGGGAAGCUGCCUCCGCACCCUCCCCAUGUCCCCCUAUAGCCUCCAACCCUGUUCAGCACUGAUGGAGUCCACCAGGUCAACCCCGGCCUCCACCGAGCCCUGGAGGCAGCUCCUGCUCCAUCCGCUGCCUGCACCAGCUAUGACUUCGACUGGGG
This is a messenger RNA of Melopsittacus undulatus (budgerigar), 1293 nucleotides long. Its product is annotated as deformed epidermal autoregulatory factor 1 homolog. Lineage: Eukaryota; Metazoa; Chordata; Aves; Psittaciformes; Psittaculidae. Gene Ontology annotation, molecular function: DNA binding. The record is from RefSeq and is a predicted model, not a curated record. The transcript has 10 exons. Bases 1 to 1200 code for a protein of 399 amino acids.